CUGGAAUUCUAAUACCAAAAAACCAACCAAUAUUUUCAAGAUUGAGUUUCUUCUGCAUGGGAUAAGGUUCCUUCCCACAAAAGUCGGUAUUUAAUUUCCAUUUCUUUUGUUAUUUCGUUCAAAUUUAUAUAUAUAGAGUCGACUGUGUUGAUCACGAAUAUCACAAAUAAACUCUCUCUAAGAGCCAUUGCACGAGAAAAACGCCUGCUUAUCACACAACAAUGCUCAACGACCAUCUCGAAUUUUUUACUAAGUAGUUUCAUCUGGUAGAGCAUGUUUGAAAACCUAUCAAUCCAAAUUUUUAAUCUUAUCGGAUGGUAGAUUUCAGAGAUACAGCAAGAGUUUUCCCGAGUGCCUAACAUACAGCUUUGGCGCCGGAAAAUGGAAAGAAAGCGUAAAAAUGCCAUUACACCGUCAAUAAGAAUGAUCAGACUGAGAUUUUUACACCAUAUCUAAUCUAUGAUGUCCUCUAUUCGAUGGCAUUGUUGUAUUUCUUCAUCUCGAAUCUUCAGUUCAAAAACCCGCGUUUCUGGAGAACCGCACAGGUUAAGCUAGCUGGGUUCCAUUCUCGAGCGCUUCCACCUACAAAGAAUCCAGAACAAUAUUUCCUUAUGCAUUCAGCCAUGAGCUACCUAAAUCCGUUUUCUAAAGUUUAAACCCUGGAAGAGAUCUCUGGAAAAGCGACAUAGGUUUUCUAGCAAACGCUUGAGCUUCUUCGAAAAUUUUUUAUAAAUUACCUAAAUAAAACAAGCAUAAAAUUUCUGAACACAAUGAAGUAUGACUUAAGGGUUUAAGGACAAUCUUAAAAGAAUUAUAGACUACUAGAUUUUCAAGCCAAAAGAUCUUAGAUUAGAAACAGCAUUUUUUACAUGCCGAUUUUUCUGCUUAAGCAAAGUUGAAGAACAUUAAAUUAUAUAUCAUUUUGUUCAGAAUUGUAUGCUCUUUUUGGUUACGCAAUAUACAAAAUUUUUCAAAGAAGCUCAACGGUUUGCUAGAAAACCUAUGUCAGUUUUGCAGACACCCUUUCCAAAGCUUAAAAUUUUGAAAAUGGAUUUAGAGAGCUCAUGGCUGAAUGCAUAAGAAAAGAUUGUUCUGGAUUCGUUGUAGGUAGAAGCGCUCGAGAAUGGAACCCAGCUAGCUUAACCUAUGCGGUUCUCCAGAAACGCGGGUUUUUGAACUGAAGAUUCGAGAUAAAAGCUCUGUUUAGUGCAAAAGGAAUCAGAUUUUUGAAAAGUAUUGAGUACCCGAAAAUACCAGAACACUGUUUUAAUCUGUUUUAUGCGGUCCACCGCUGGUCCCGAGGCAGGCUUGCUACAACUCGAAACUAUGCCGCAAACCACAGCUUUUCAAGUUCUUGCUGAUGGCGGGAUCAAAACUUCGAAAAAAUCGAUGCGUCAGGUCUCCAGAAAACUUUUCCAUGAUCUUCCAGGAUUUUAAGCAAACUAAUUUUACUAUAGUUAUCAGCAUAUUUGAUUACAUAUUUAGACAUGUCUUUGCUAAAUUUUAGGCUUUACAGCUUGCGAGGAAAAGUUACUUAAAUUUGCAUGUUAAAACAUUGAAUAGCUUUUCAAUCAAAAAUCUGAUUCCUUUUGCAUUAAACAGUGCAUGUUGUACGGGCUAUAAUGCUUUUGGGUAUUUUUCCACACUGGAAUCGAUACAGAUUAUGUGGACUCGUGGGGAUGUCUAACAGUGACGUAUUCUAUGUAUUUGUGUGACUAUCAUAAUCUAAUCUUCUUGAAUUGAUUUUGUUUCCUUAACGAUUAUCGUGCUAUGUUCUGUGUUUAAAAGCGGCCAUGAAAACUCUUGCAUCUUAUUGGUGGGAAUAUCAUCUUCAACGCUACAAUCCAACUUAGAUUAACUUCUACCCAGUCAACAGUUACAAUUUAUUACUAGAUAAAUAAAUUGCGCCGUUUCUAGAAUAAAUGGCUCCCUAUCGUGCCAAGAAAAAAUGUCUCGUAGGAGGAAAUUUCUACCAUAAAUGGCUGUUUUCUAGAAUAAAUGGCAUAAAUGGCUCUUGUACUUGCAUAAAUGGCUCCUAUCGUGCAAAGAAAAAAUGUGUGCUAGGAGGAAAUAUCUAGCAUAAAUGGCUUUUUUUCUCGAAUAAAUGACUAAGCCACAAGUCUUUUGUUCUUUUUUGUGAUAUCCUGCACUUUAGUAAAAAUAAACUCUUAUCUAUCUUAUCUAAGCUAUUUAUUGUUUCCUAGAAUAAAUGGCUGUAUGGGCGACGAGAAAAGCUUAGCACUGGAGUUCGUUCCCUAGAGAAAAAGAGUUUGUGAAAUCUAUAAGAAUCUCACAAGAAUUCAUCAGAAAUUGGUAAGAGUCAGCAAAACUCGUACAUUAUUCUUAUCAGAUUGUUAUACGAUUCUUAUAAGAUUCUUGUAGGAUUCUUAUGAGAAACAUGCUCGAAUCUCCUACAGAAAAUUCCCAGUAUAGUGCUGAAAAACGUACGGCACUACCAGUGCGGACGGCAUGCUNAAGGAUUCUUAUGAGAAACAUGCUCGAAUCUCCUACAGAAAAUUCCCAGUAUAGUGCUGAAAAACGUACGGCACUACCAGUGCGGACGGCAUGCUAUGUUGCACCGCAUGGUAAAGUAAUGAGUGCACGCCAGCUGGUCCAUAAUUCAUCAACCAUGAGCAGCAAUAAACAGCAGCUGCGUUAUCGAUUAGAGACGCCAGCGAAUUAUGCUCAACCAUUAUCGAAGAAUGGUAUGAAUGUAUCGCUUAUGAAUCAUAAACCAUUGAUUAACAAGCUUUAUCAUUCUGCUACAAAUCUUCCAUUAUCACCACACCAUCAACAUCCAACUGUAUUCCAUGCUUCAAGCGGCCUUAAACAACAGAAAUAUGUUCUAUCAUCACCAUGUGAAACACCCACUGGUACAGCAAAUACUACAUUAGUGCAUGGAGUACCGCCCAUAGUCGAUUUGAAUGCAACCAUACCACGUGAAAUAACAAAAAUGCCCCACUGGUGGCUCACGUUACCCUGUCUGUUGACCAUUAUGAUUCUAACAACAACUGACUCGCUGUUUAUGAACGAUUUUAUUGUCACACGGUAUGAACAAUAUUAUCAUUUAAAUUCAUCAAAAUCAUCCGAACGAAUAGCUUGUCUAGCUUUGAAAAAGAUAACAACAACACCGAGUCACUUCAAUAAUUAUCGGUACUCUGUACAACAAGGAACAACAGCCACCUACAACAUGGUACUGACAGCAGCAGCUAAACUAAAUAUCAUCAUGUCAGCUGUAGCCACCAUACCUUCGUUGAUCAGCUUUAUUCUUCUUGGUUCUAACUGUGAUAUUAUCGGUCGAAAACCAUUGAUCAUUAUUCCAUUCAUUGGGAAAGUACUACGCUAUGCGUUGAUGUUGAUUAUUGUUCAGAAAAAUCUGGCUGAUGUAUGGAUUAUACUUGUCUCUGUUAUUGAUGGUCUGUUCGGCACAGCAGGUCUCGUCAUAGUCAGUUCAUUCGCCUAUGUGACAGAUUGUACGACACUGAAAAAUCGAACGAAAGUAUUUGUGAUUGCAGAAGUAGCCAUUUCGGUGUCCACUCGAUCUAUUACUGGAAUUAUAGCAUUAAUUUUCAUAGGAUAUUUGUUAUUUAUGGAACGAAGAACUGAUACAAAAUUAGUUGUAAUCUCGGUCAUAAAGUAUUAA
Molecule: messenger RNA, 3643 nt
Organism: Didymodactylos carnosus
Lineage: Eukaryota; Metazoa; Rotifera; Eurotatoria; Philodinida; Philodinidae
Source: the annotation of a GenBank genome assembly